Messenger RNA from Linum trigynum, 1253 nucleotides. The record is from the annotation of a GenBank genome assembly. NCBI's taxonomy places the organism in Eukaryota, Viridiplantae, Streptophyta, Magnoliopsida, Malpighiales, Linaceae.
AGGCCCUUGUUGAUAUUGAAAGUGCACUAGUCAAGAGCUUUCGAGGACAUGCGGCCCAAUCCGAACCGGCCAUCAAUAUGAGUCUUCUUUGUACUGGGAAUAUCAGCCGUAAGAUCUAGGGUUGCACUUCAUUUAUAUUCUCUUUCUCCGCCAUCUAAGAUCUUCUCCUCUGGUAGCAGCUCCGCCGAGCAGUCUCAUAAACCCUAAUAAAACUAGGAGAGCUUGAUAACCGCGAAAUGGUUCAGCGUCUCACUUAUCGCAAGCGCCACAGCUAUGCCACCAAGUCCAAUCAGCACCGGAUUGUCAAAACUCCUGGUGGGAAAUUGGUGUAUCAGACCACUAAGAAGAGGGCCAGCGGUCCUAAGUGCCCUGUCACCGGCAAGAGGAUUCAAGGGAUUCCUCACUUGAGACCUGCGGAGUACAAGCGGUCAAGAUUGCCCAGGAAUCGGAGGACUGUGAACCGUGCCUAUGGAGGUGUUCUGUCUGGUGGUGCUGUGAGAGAAAGGAUCAUCCGUGCUUUCCUUGUGGAGGAGCAAAAGAUUGUUAAAAAGGUGCUCAAGAUUCAAAAGGCCAAGGAAAAGCAGGCAUCUAAGUAACUUGGAGAAGCAAAGAGUUGUUGAAAACGGCCAGCAUUAGGAGGAAAUUGUUUGAUCAUAUGUUUUAGAGUGUUUCGGUUUCAAUUUGUUAUGUUCCUUUUCAAUCUCUAAAGAAUUAUGAAUUCCUAGUACUCCGUUUUGGGCCUUGAUAACAAUUUUUGUGCUCAUUUUCUGCACCAUUCCUUCCCGUCAACUCCAAUUUGACGUUUAAUCUUUGGUUGAAGCAUACCAAUUUUACUAGCUUCGUCACUACAGUCGGCUCAUAGAUAACGUUGUGUAAUGUUAACCAAUUUAGCUUCUACACUACAGUCGUGAUGUGUCAGAUAAUCCAUAAGCAUCAGAGCGAAGUGAUUAGUUGUGAUUAUUAUCACGUAAUAAUCAGAGAGCUUUUACCUUUCCAAAAGGCGUUGAUGUAUUGGAGCUUUACCUUCUUGUGGAUAGAGUUGUCAAAUAUGACCUGCUUGAGGGCUAUGUGUGCCGUGCUGCAAAGGAUGCUUGUCCAUGACCAAAACAACACGACCUCAUCUUCAGUUUGCUCCUUCUCCAUGUUAAUUUUCUGCUUGAGAAAGAUGUUUCCUUGAGCAAUGGAGUUGGUUCUUCUUUAGUUAGUCAACUAUUUUGAUAGACAAGUGGCAGCAAUAAGGACAAGAUUGAUGC